Messenger RNA from Drosophila willistoni, 1471 nucleotides. Its product is annotated as mitochondrial coenzyme A diphosphatase NUDT8. Gene Ontology annotation, molecular function: coenzyme A diphosphatase activity. The transcript has 2 exons. Lineage: Eukaryota; Metazoa; Arthropoda; Insecta; Diptera; Drosophilidae. The record is from RefSeq and is a predicted model, not a curated record. The coding region runs from base 126 to 977 and encodes 283 amino acids.
CAAUCAGCUGUUUUAAGCGCAACAGUGUGCAAAUAAUUUGAGUACCACAACAAUACAUUUUAAUAGUUUCUUAAUAAAACAAUAGUCCAGUUACACCCAUACACACACUCACACACACAUACACUAUGUCCUUGUCCCUGUUAAAAAAUGUCUUAUUAACUAGCAAAACAAAUCACAGUUCUUGCCUUGUUCAGCUGCUUAGACACUUCGCCUCAACUGGGGGCCAAGAAUCUGCGGCUCCAGUUAAACUUCUUGUACCGGCCGAUUAUGAGAUACUUGUUACACCCGAAAAUCGUGAACAUUGCUUGGAGAAGUUACGUAACCUGCCAGAAUUUCCCCGGCCAAAGUCGAUGACCAGCAAUAAGCAUGAAAAGAAAAUCGCAUCAGUUUUAGUGGCCUUGUGCCAGGACAGAGAUACCAAUGAGCUCUCUUUGUUGUACACUCGAAGAUCGCGUCACUUGCGUCGCCAUGGCUAUCAAGUCUCGUUUCCCGGUGGACAACUUGAUGAACAGGACAAAAGUUUUGUGGAUUGUGCCCUGCGAGAAACUGAAGAGGAAAUCGGUUUGCCACGUCAACGCAUUGAAGUGUGGGGCGAGGGUAAACAAAUAUUUUUACCCCGCACAUCAGCCAUUGUGCCGGUAGUGGGACAUAUACAGAAUUUCCACAUCUCCGAGCUGCAUUUGAAUCUGGAUGAGGUAGAGGAGGCAUUUAGCAUACCGCUAAACUCAUUAAUGGCCAGCACGGCGACAAGACAUACUCAAUUCCGUGCCGGCUACAGUGGUCCCGUUUUUAUGGUCGAUAACAAUCGUAUCUGGGGCAUUACUGGCUAUCUGACUCAAGUGUUUCUCCAUUGCCUGUUACCGAAAAAUAUGUUGCCCGUUUCCUUGAAGACAAACAUUAAGUUUAUACGUCCAUAUAAAUUGCCACCAAAACAGGCACAUCCUCAUCAUCAUCAUCAAUCAGAUUCAAAAAACUGAGAGUAGAAGGAUUUUUUAUCCUCAAAUUGACAAUAAAUCAGGUCUAUGUUGACUAUUAUAAAAUGUAAAUCAAAACUAGUUACAAUAUUAAUAUUAGUCUACUGUAAAAAGACAAUUUAUUCCUUGUGUUCAGAUUAAUUUUUAAGCCUGUUGAAUUGUUUUACAUAUAUAAAGACCAGAGGCUUUACAUGAUGCCAUACCUUCUUUAAAACGAAUUUUUAAUCUGUCUCGGAACAACAAAGUUGUACAAUUUGUUUGUUAUUGUUAAGCGCACAUUAGUAAAGCUUUAUAUAUAUAUUUCUAUAGAUAUUUUAAAUAAAACAUGUCGAAAACAAUGUGAUAUGCGAAAUAUGUUGCAAACAAUGACAGCGCCAAGUAUGGGGAGGCAGAAAAUUAUAGUUAUUAGCCCUUGGAUCAUUUAUUAUAUUUGACAAAUCCAUGACAUUUUAUUCCAACUCUUGUGAAAAGAAUAAACAAAUUUACAAAUUGUUUUA